Auanema sp. JU1783 is the source of this 2559-nucleotide messenger RNA. The record is from the annotation of a GenBank genome assembly. Lineage: Eukaryota; Metazoa; Nematoda; Chromadorea; Rhabditida; Rhabditidae.
AUGGUUAACUUCACCAUCGAUGAAAUCCGUGGUCUUAUGGACCGUAAAAAAAAUAUCCGUAACAUGUCUGUUAUUGCUCAUGUUGAUCACGGAAAAUCUACUCUUACCGAUUCCUUAGUCUCUAAGGCCGGUAUCAUUGCCGGAGCCAAAGCCGGAGAAACCCGUUUCACCGAUACCAGAAAGGACGAGCAAGAAAGAUGUAUUACCAUCAAGUCUACUGCCAUCUCUAUGUUCUUCGAGCUUAACCCCAAGGACAUCGGAUUCAUCAAGGGAGAUAACCAAGUUGAAGUCAACGAUGUUGAUGGAAAGAAAGAGAAAUACAACGGUUUCUUGAUCAACUUGAUCGAUUCACCAGGUCACGUUGACUUCUCCUCUGAAGUAACUGCCGCUCUCCGUGUUACUGACGGAGCUCUCGUUGUCGUCGAUUGCGUCUCUGGAGUAUGUGUCCAAACCGAGACUGUACUUCGUCAAGCCAUCGCUGAAAGAAUCAAGCCUGUCUUGUUCAUGAACAAGAUGGACCGUGCUCUUCUUGAACUUCAACUCGGAACUGAGGAACUUUUCCAAACCUUCCAACGUAUUGUUGAAAACAUCAACGUUAUCAUCGCCACCUACGGAGAUGAUGAUGGUCCAAUGGGAGCCAUCAUGGUUGAUCCUUCUGUCGGAAACGUCGGAUUCGGUUCUGGACUCCACGGAUGGGCCUUCACCCUCAAGCAGUUCGCUGAAAUGUAUGCCGAGAAAUUCGGUGUUGAGGUCGACAAGCUCAUGAGAAACCUUUGGGGAGAUCGUUUCUUCGACUCUAAGACCAAGAAGUGGUCUAACUCUCAAGCCGAAGGAGCCAAGAGAGGUUUCUGCCAAUUCGUUUUGGACCCCAUCUUCCAGGUCUUCGAUGCUAUCAUGAACAUCAAGAAGGACAAGGUCGCUGCUCUUGUUGAGAAGCUCAACAUCAAGCUUGCUGUUGACGAGAAGGAUCUUGAAGGAAAGGCUCUCAUGAAGGUCUUCAUGCGCAAGUGGCUUCCAGCUGGAGACACUAUGCUUCAAAUGAUCUGUAUCCAUCUUCCAUCCCCUGUUACUGCUCAAAAGUACAGAAUGGAAAUGCUCUACGAAGGACCUCAUGAUGAUGAAGCUGCCGUCGCCAUCAAGAACUGUGACGCCAACGGACCACUCAUGAUGUACGUAUCUAAGAUGGUACCCACAUCUGAUAAGGGACGUUUCUACGCUUUCGGACGUGUCUUCUCCGGAAAGGUCGCUACUGGACAGAAGUGCAGAAUCCAAGGACCCAACUACGUCCCAGGAAAGAAGGAAGACUUGUACGAGAAGACCAUCCAACGUACCAUUCUUAUGAUGGGACGUUACAUCGAACCCAUCGAGGAUAUUCCAUCCGGAAACAUCGCUGGUCUCGUCGGAGUCGAUCAAUACCUUGUUAAGGGAGGUACCAUCACCACCUACAAGGACGCCCACAACAUGCGUGUCAUGAAGUUCUCCGUAUCUCCUGUCGUGCGUGUUGCUGUUGAAGCUAAGAACCCUGCUGAUCUUCCUAAGCUCGUCGAAGGACUCAAGCGUCUCGCCAAGUCCGAUCCUAUGGUCCAAUGUAUCUUCGAAGAAUCCGGAGAACACAUUAUUGCCGGAGCUGGAGAACUUCACUUGGAAAUCUGUCUUAAGGAUCUUGAAGAAGAUCACGCUUGCAUUCCACUUAAGAAGUCUGACCCAGUCGUAUCAUACCGUGAAACUGUUGAUGCCGAAUCCAACCAGAUCUGUCUCUCCAAGUCUCCCAACAAGCACAACCGUCUUUUCAUGACUGCCAAGCCAAUGCCUGAUGGUCUUGCUGACGAUAUCGAAAACGGAACUGUCAACCCACGUGAUGACUUCAAGGCUCGUGCCAAGGUUCUCGCUGAGAAGUACGAAUAUGAUGUCACUGAAGCCCGUAAGAUCUGGUGCUUCGGACCUGACGGAACUGGACCAAAUCUUCUCUUCGACGUCACCAAGGGAGUUCAAUACCUCAAUGAAAUCAAGGAUUCCGUUGUCGCUGGAUUCCAAUGGGCUACCCGUGAAGGAGUUCUCUGUGACGAGCUUAUGCGCGGUUGCAGAUUCGACAUCCAUGAUGUUACCCUCCACGCUGACGCUAUCCACAGAGGAGGUGGACAAGUUAUCCCAACUGCCAGACGUGUUAUCUACGCUGCUGCUCUUACUGCUAGCCCAAGACUUCUUGAGCCAGUAUACCUUGUCGAAAUUCAGUGCCCAGAAGCCGCCGUCGGAGGUAUCUACGGAGUACUUAAUCGCAGACGUGGUCAUGUCUUCGAAGAAUCCCAAGUUACCGGAACCCCAAUGUUCAUCGUUAAGGCUUACCUUCCUGUCAACGAGUCCUUCGGAUUCACCGCUGAUCUUCGUUCCAACACCGGAGGACAAGCUUUCCCACAAUGCGUCUUCGAUCACUGGCAGAUUCUUGCUGGAGAUCCACUCGAUGGAAGCUCCAAGCCAUUCCAUGUUGUUAAUGACACCAGAAAGCGUAAAGGACUUAAGGAAGGAGUUCCAGCCCUUGACAACUUCCUCGAUAAGAUGUAA